This is a messenger RNA of Myotis brandtii (Brandt's bat), 1500 nucleotides long. It is a transcript of the gene GLT1D1, whose product is annotated as glycosyltransferase 1 domain containing 1. Lineage: Eukaryota; Metazoa; Chordata; Mammalia; Chiroptera; Vespertilionidae. The record is from RefSeq and is a predicted model, not a curated record. The coding region runs from base 156 to 1373 and encodes 405 amino acids. Gene Ontology annotation, molecular function: glycosyltransferase activity. The transcript has 11 exons.
GCCACACCAGCUGAGUCGUAGUGUUUUAUAUGUUAAAAAAUAUAUUUAGGAGGAGGGUAUAGGGUCAAGAGGCUAAAUGGUGAUGGAAAAAAUCAAAUUAAAUUUAAAAAUAUGCGUAUUUAUAUAAUUACUGUCGUCAUCACAGCACCAUCAAAAUGUUUACAGCCCACUCAGGGCCCCGCAUAAAAAAGCACCCACACCCCCAAUCACCACACAGUCCGGGCUGCGCCUCUAAUUACACUUCCAUCCAACAAACCCCGGAGACGGUCUCAGAACAGCCUCUGGACACCUGCGUGGGACACCUGGCUGCUGCUCCGACACGCAGGCCGCGUGCAGACCUCCCUCCCGCUCUCCACCGCGGCCUCACCACCGCGGGCCGGCCCCUGCAGGGCCACGGCAUCCCCUUCGGGGUCGUCUUCGGCGGCACCGACCUGAAUGAAGACGUGCACCAGGGAGACAAGCACCUGGUGAUGGGGAAGGUCCUGGGGGAAGCCAGGUUCGCCGUGGCUUUCACCGAGUCCAUGAGGGCGGCCGCGUGCCUGCAGUGGCCACAGGCAAAGGGCAAGAUCUACGUCCAGGGUCAAGGAAUCGCCACGGCUCCCAACGCCGCCUUCCCGUGGAGCACCUUCCUCCAGCUCGCAGACCUUCCCCAAAGUGCUGACAACUUACACGUGUUCCUCCUGAUAUGCGGACUCCGGCCGGUCAAAGACCCCCUCUACCUGGUGGACGCCUUCUCGGAAUGGCACCGAGAGGAGCCCAGUGCGUACCUGGUGAUCGUCGGCCCUGAAGUGGACCCGGUGUUCACGAGGGAAGUCAAGGCCAAGGUGGAGAGGUCGGCGGGGGUGCGGCUGCUCCCCGAGAUGCCCCAGGGCGACCUGCACGCGGCCGAGAAGAACUGCCUCGCCCUGGUCAACAGCUCGCUCUCCGAGGGCAUGUCGGCGGCCAUUCUGGAGGCCAUGGACCUGGAGGUGCCGGUGCUGGCCAGGAACAUCCCGGGCAACGCGGCCGUGGUCCAGCACGGGGUCACGGGGCUGCUGUUCUCCGACCCUCAGGUAGCGGGGUCCUUCCCGGGUCCGUGGGUCGGGAUGGUUUGCCUGUGCAUUUGUCUCAGCAUCUUGCACGUUUUCGUCAGCGCUCAGCGCCCCGUCAUGGUCAGGGCGGCCCUACACACAGCGGGCUCAGCUGUGACCACAGGGGCCCCCUGGACGCCCCUCUGGAUACAACCUGGGGGCGUGUGGGAAACGGGGGGACGGAGGGCCCCUGGGGGUCCUGGCCCGAGCCAAGCCCUUCUCCUCCCCAGGCUCGGGGUGCCCAUUGCUCACCCGGCUCCUGGUGUUGGGUGGACGGCCACUCAGCUGGGCCAACGUGUGUGAAGGAAACUGGGAGCCAGUUCGCAUCCAUUCCCGUGUUUGUGCGAAUGGCCGUCCCUCCUGCAGGCCGUUCUCCCGGACAAAGCGGGGAGAGCGGACGCAGACCCGGGCUUGGGGCGCCCGGGCAACC